Messenger RNA from Drosophila innubila, 695 nucleotides. Its product is annotated as U6 snRNA-associated Sm-like protein LSm2. Bases 65 to 352 code for a protein of 95 amino acids. Gene Ontology annotation, cellular component: U6 snRNP; Lsm1-7-Pat1 complex; precatalytic spliceosome. The transcript has 3 exons. Gene Ontology annotation, molecular function: RNA binding. NCBI's taxonomy places the organism in Eukaryota, Metazoa, Arthropoda, Insecta, Diptera, Drosophilidae. The record is from RefSeq and is a predicted model, not a curated record. Gene Ontology annotation, biological process: mRNA splicing, via spliceosome.
AAAAAACACAACAAAACAAAUUUGGACCAAAAAUAUUUCAGCAUUAAAAAACAUUUGAUUUGUGAUGUUAUUUUAUUCAUUCUUUAAAUCCCUUGUGGGCAAAGAAGUCGUGGUUGAGUUGAAAAAUGACCUCAGCAUUUGCGGGACGCUGCACUCCGUGGACCAGUAUCUGAACAUAAAGCUAACAGACAUCAGCGUGACAGAUCCCGACAAAUAUCCGCACAUGCUGAGCGUCAAGAAUUGCUUCAUCCGCGGCUCUGUGGUGCGUUACGUGCAGUUGCCCGGCGACGAGGUGGAUACGCAGCUGCUGCAGGACGCGGCGCGCAAGGAGGCUGUGGUGAGCACGAGGUAGAAACCAGAAUGUGUCGGAGGAGCAACGAAGAAUGCAUUUUAAUUUAAGCCGAAAUAUCAAUUUUAAGAAUGUCUACACUUUGCGAUGUACAUUGUGUAAACUACAUCAAAGUGCAAAAUUGUUAAAGCCAGCCAAGAAAUUCGAUUUGAAUGAAAACACGAUUAUCCACAGGAAAUCAAACAUUAUUCAUUGUUAUUGCGCUUUUGUUCGAAUUGUAUAAUUAGGGCAUUGUUGUACUACAUACGUAUGCAAUUCAUUUAUCUUCUACAUAAACGGCUCAUAAAUUUUUCAUGAGUCACUUGGGGUUUGUGGCUCUGGAGCCCAAGGAGCGACUCUUUAUUUA